UUUAUUCGAAAAGUUAUCAGUUAUCUGGUGUGACCUCUUAUAAGCGGCUAUAAUUAUAGAAGUUUCUAAUCAUAAUCUUCAAAAAGAGUUAUUUAAACUGUACCAGUGUUAAAAUCAGCUACUCUUAAAUUAUUUAUUAGUUAAGUGAGUCUAACUGUUUACAAUGGCAACAGGUAGUGGAAAAAUCGCAUUAUUAUCAGUAUCAAACAAACUAGGCCUUGUUGAGCUAGGUAAAAACUUACACAGUCUUGGAUUCACUUUAGUCGGUAGUGGAGGCACAGCUGCUAUUCUUCGAGAUGCAGGUCUUAAAAUCAAAGAUGUCUCAGACGUAUCAGGAGCCCCCGAAAUUCUCGGAGGAAGAGUCAAGACUCUACACCCUGUUGUUCAUGGUGGAAUUUUAGCUAGAUUACUGCCUUCAGACCAAGAAGACCUCAAGAACCAAAAAAUAGAAAUGAUUAGAGUAGUAGUUUGCAAUCUAUAUCCAUUCGUAGAAACUGUCUCAAAUCCUAAAGUAACACUAGAUGAUGCCGUAGAGAACAUCGACAUUGGCGGUGUGACACUCUUAAGGGCAGCAGCCAAAAACCACCAAAGAGUUACAGUUAUUACCGAUCCCAAUGAUUAUAGUAAAGUCAUUAAUGAGUUACGAAAUAAUCCAGAGAAGGACACCUCAUUACAAACCAGGCAAACCUUAGCCCUAAAAGCCUUCACCCAUACUGCAGAAUAUGAUGCAGCAAUUUCUGACUAUUUCCGAAAAGAAUUUUCCAGUGGAAUCUCCCAAUUGACUUUGAGAUAUGGUAUGAACCCACACCAAAAGCCAGCUCAGAUAUAUACAACCUUGGAAAAGCUACCUCUCACCGUGGUUAACGGUUCUCCUGGUUUUAUCAAUCUUUGCGAUGCUCUCAAUGGUUGGCAACUUGUGAAAGAGUUAAAAGCUGCUAUUGGCUUGCCCGCAGCUACUAGCUUCAAGCAUGUUUCACCUGCAGGAGCAGCUGUUGGCGUGCCUCUCGAUGAAACUCAGGCAAAAGUGUGUAUGGUCGAUGAUUUAGCUGGAAAACUAACACCAUUGGCAAUUGCCUAUGCCAGAGCUAGAGGUGCUGAUAGGAUGUCUUCAUUCGGAGAUUUCGUAGCUCUUUCUGAUGUUUGCGAUCAAGUCACAGCUCGUUUGGUCUCCAGAGAAGUAUCAGAUGGUAUUAUUGCUCCAGGAUAUACACCCGAAGCAUUAGAGUUAUUGAAAAAGAAGAAAAAUGGAGGCUACUGCAUUUUGCAAAUCGAUCCAAGUUAUGUACCUAGUCCCAUCGAAAGGAAAAUAUUAUUUGGUUUAACCUUAGAACAAAAACGUAACGAUGCUGAAAUAAACAAAUCAAUUUUCACCAAUAUCGUCAGUGAGAACAAGAAUCUUCCCGAAUCUGCUGUAAGAGACUUAAUCGUUGCUACUAUCGCUCUUAAAUACACACAAAGUAAUUCGGUAUGCUACGCCAAAGAUGGCCAAGUUAUCGGAAUAGGUGCUGGUCAACAAUCUAGAAUUCAUUGCACCAGAUUGGCGGGAGAUAAGGCUGACAAUUGGUGGUUGAGACAACACCCCAAAGUGCUGAACAUGAAAUUUAAGAAGACUGUGAAAAGGGCCGAAAUCUCAAAUGCCAUUGACAACUUUGUUAAUGGAUCAGUAGGUAAAGAUAUGGAUAGAUCCCUUUUCGAAUCAAUGUACGUAGAAGUUCCCCUCGAAUUAACGCCAACAGAAAGACAAACAUGGUUGAGCCACUUGAAUGGCGUUGUUGUAUCUUCUGAUGCUUUCUUCCCCUUCAGAGACAAUGUGGAUAGAGCGCGACUGAGUGGAGUCUCAUACAUUGGCAGUCCAUCAGGUUCCACGAAUGAUGACGAAGUUAUUAAAGCUUGCAAUGAACACAAAAUCGUCUUGGCCCACACUAAUUUGCGUUUGUUCCACCACUGAUCUGUUAGCUAUAUACAUAAUGUACUAUUUUUAUAAAAUGUUUUAAUAAAAUAUCUUUUUGCU
Diabrotica balteata is the source of this 2011-nucleotide messenger RNA. The record is from the annotation of a GenBank genome assembly. NCBI's taxonomy places the organism in Eukaryota, Metazoa, Arthropoda, Insecta, Coleoptera, Chrysomelidae.